AUGCACCUUUCAACAAAUCCUUUACUCACUCUGCUGAGGAAUUUGAUUUCUUUUCUCUUGUUUCGGAAUCAUCCAUCCCAGUCACCACCAUCAUCCCUACAAACUAAAAUAAUUCUCUUGUUUAAUACAGACUCUAUUCGAAGUAUUAUUGGACCUAAAAAUUCACAAGAAUUAACAACGGUGAGCAUUCCUGAAUCACCUCAUCAUUCUUCAACAAAUAAUAAUAGGAAAAUAUCAGUUCGUUUCAAUUCAAUGACGAGUGAUAAGAAUAUGAUCGGACAAAUCGACCAAAACUUAUUAUCUUUUAUGAGCAAUACAUUACUUUCACAUCCCAUUCAAAGUAUGGUAAUAUUGAGACGAGAAAAACCAGAAUUGAAAAAAAGAAUUGAAAAAAUUGCCAAAAUUCCAAAGAACACUCGUGAUGAUGAAGAUCCAACAAUAUUUAGGUAUGGUAAAUCGAGAGCUGAAAGAGAAUUCCUUGAAGAGAGAUUUUAA
Molecule: messenger RNA, 495 nt
Organism: Naegleria fowleri
Lineage: Eukaryota; Heterolobosea; Eutetramitea; Acrasida; Naegleriidae
Exons: 1
Coding region: 1-495 (164 amino acids)
Source: RefSeq, a predicted model, not a curated record